Messenger RNA from Guillardia theta CCMP2712, 5520 nucleotides. RefSeq lists its product as hypothetical. The coding region runs from base 1 to 5520 and encodes 1839 amino acids. NCBI's taxonomy places the organism in Eukaryota, Cryptophyceae, Pyrenomonadales, Geminigeraceae. The record is from RefSeq and is a predicted model, not a curated record. The transcript has 23 exons.
AUGUCUUUGUUGGAAACUCGGAGCAAGACUGGCUCGAGGAGCGAUGUUCGCCUCAGCAAGGUGGUUCCAGAAGUUCUGAGCAGAGAGAGCCGCGCGCGUCGUUACGGCAUCGACUGCCCAAGUGAACUGCACUGGCAUGCUAAGGAGCCGGGGGGCGACUACAAGCAGAAGCUGACUAUCAAGAACGUGUCCACGCAAGUGAUCAAGUUCAAGUACAAACUUCCUGAGACGAGCUUCUUCUUCAUGAAGUUUCCUGACCUCUUCACGCUGAAUCCUGGCAUGGCGGCUUCGAUUGAUGUAAACUUCCGUCCUAUCAGGAGUGAGCCGUACGACGACGUCAUCGAGUUCAUUACCACUCAGGGCAAUUUCUUCAUAAGGGUCAUUGCUACCAUGCCCGAGCACGGGGUGAAGAUGCAGGAGCAUCUUGAUUUCGGGUUUGCUACCGUGAAGGAGGAGAGUACAAGGACGUUUGUUCUGCGGAACAUAGGGGAGGUGAACGCCCCGUUUGAAUUGUUGUCUGAAGCCCCUUUCGACGUCAGUCCUAAAGAAGGAGUGAUUCUUCCCGGCAAGACCAUGACAGUCAAGAUCAGCUUCUUUCCCACAGAGGCGUCAGUGUACGUUGGAACGAUCGUGUGCAAGCAGCCCAUCCCUCGCCCAGCCCUAGUGAUGAAGAUCAGCGGGAUCGGGAAAAUACCUUUCGUCGCCAUCUCGAAAUCUGAAGUGAACUUUGGUACGGUUUUGACCGGCCGGGCAGUGAACGAGGAAGUGAUCCUUACCAACACUUCACUGGUCCCUGUGUCCUUCGAAUUGAACCCAAUUCCGCACGAUCAUGACCCAGUCAAGGGAAAAAUCCCAGCAGAUGGCAGCCUGGCGCUGCAAGUGACGUACACUCCCAUCUCCACCGGGUCCUUCGAUUGUGACUACUUCGAGAUUGUGACUCCGGGAGGAAACAUCCAGAAGAUCUGCUGCAAGGGAUUCGCUGAGCCGCACUCUGUGGAGAUCGACAGGAGCAGCAUCAACUUUGGCAACCUGGAGCUGGGAAAGGUAUCAUUGAGAACUUUGGAGAUCCGCAACAACACCAAGGAGAAAGCUUUCUACCAGUUCAUCACUGAGUCCAUGGGAUGUUUCGAAUUCUCAAGAACGGACGGAAGCAUCAUUCAGGAGAGCAGCGUGAACGUUGACAUCAGGUUCACUGCCCGGGUGCCUGGGAACUUCUACCGUCGCAUCUUCAUCCUCAUCAAGAACCAAGGGCCCCUCUACCUCGACCUCACUGCUACCGCGUACGUUCCGUUGGCUGACUCCUGUUCUCCUCGCCUCUCACACUCGCAUCCUUGCGCUUACAGGUACCAUCAAAACCAAGAUCAGGUGCCUCGACCGAUGCCGCUCGCGCAGAAGCAUGUCGACUUGUACCGCACGCGUCAAAUGAUGGAGGGGACGGCGCAUGCUCGGGCUAUCCACGAAGUGACCUCCUCCAACAACCCCACGAGCGUGAUAUGGAACGAGUUCUUUCUGGACGACACAGACAGCAGGCGGGAGAUCUUUCUGCUGGAGCAGCACGUGGAGUUUGGAGCGGCUUCUGAGGUUGGGGUGGGAGACUACAAGCAGAUCACAGUGCACAACAACACGGAUGUGAAGCAGACAGCCAUGUUCAUGAUCCCUCCUGACAACUACAUCCGGCAGCCCGAUGGGGCCGGGGAGAUCACCAUGACGACGUUGGGGCCUGUCCUGAAGCCUCUGGAAACUUGUUUUAAAGUGUUUCCCGAGAAGGCAGACGUGUUGCCGAAGAGCAGCACCACCUUCAAGGUCGCCUUCCGCCCCGAGUAUCGCAACGCCUACUACGCGCAGGCCAUUGAGAUCUUCGUCUUCCCCAAGACCCAGCGGAACUUUCGCCUAGUCACGGACGAGAACUUCGUCCCUCCUCACUGCGUUACCCCCGUCUGCAGCGGCAACACGUUUCCGGUCGGCAUGGAAGCGUUCACGCCGAAGCUGCGGGUGCCGAGCACGAGGAUCAGCUUCCCAGCAUGCGCUGUGAGCGACAAGGCGUACCAGAUCAUCGAGAUGUACAACGAUGCGGACACGCCGCUGCGAUACCUCUUCGACGAGGACCAGACUGGCGUCUUUCGCUGCAAGCCCAACAACGGGCUGAUCAUGCCGCAUUGCGCGCAGCUCGUCGCGUUCAUGUUCUGCCCGCUGGAGGCGAAGCGGUACGAGCACGUGACGACGUGCGUCAUGAACGGGAGCUCCGUGCAUGCAGUGAAGCUGACGCUCAUCGGGAGCGGCAACGCGACGUCGAUCGAGCUGGAGACGAAUCACCUCCAGGUGAAGCCCACCUGCGUCGGGUCCGUGACCUCGAGAGCGAUCGAGAUGAAGAACCCGACGGGGAUUCCCAUCCUCUUCUCCUGCCUUGUGCCUGAGAGCUGCUCCCGCGUCCUCGUGGUCGAGCCUGACCGCGGAAUCCUCCGUGGCAACGAGAAGGUCAGCCUGUUUGUUCACUUCGCGCCGAGACGGGAGGGAUCGUACAGCCUCAAGGUUCCCAUCCAGAUCGACCAGGCCAAGGUGCGGAACCUGGCGGAUGCGGAGAUGGGGGAGGCGGAGGACCUUGAUGAGACGUUCUCCCCGAGGCAGCAGAGGAGGAGCGUCCCCUCCAAGCAGACGGUCCAUCUCAACGUGUACGGGGUUGGGACGGUAGGAGCCGUGACGUUCGAGCCAGAGACGGUUGACUUCGGGACGCUGGUGGUGGGGACGCAGGUGUCGCGGGUGAUCAAGUUGGUCAACCACUCGGACUGUACCAUGUACCACAAUAUCACCUCGAGCAUGGAGAAGAACUUGGAGUACAAGGACGGCAAAGGCUUUAUCUCUGCCUUCUCCACCAAGAGAGUCACUAUCUGCUUCACCCCCAGUGAGAGGAAGUACUACAACGUCACCAUCACCUGCCGGCUCUCCACCAGCUCCGAGUCGCUCGUCACUGGCGACCAUGGGCCGAACCGAACGGGAAUACAGCUCCUCCAGGCGCUGGAGUUUGAGGAUGCGCCUCAGUGUCAGGUGCUAGGCAACGCAGUGUAUCCCGUCCUCUCGAUCGUGGACGCGAGGGCGGCAGGGAGCGUGUUCAACCCGAUCUCCUCCUCCCGGGUGUGGAGGGAGUUCAGCCUGAUGAAGAUGAACAAGGAGCUGUCGUCGGAUCUCAACAGGAAGGAGGUCAAGUGGAACAAGGCUGAGAUCGAUGAGACCGAUCCGACCAAAGUGUUGCAAGUGAUGGAAAUGAGGUUUGAGGUCAAAGAGCAGGGCUACCCCCCCAGCAUGAACAUCCUCCGACUCAAGAACACUGGCGUGCUCGCCCUCGACUUCCUCCUCAAGUUCCCCAAGGAUGAUGAAGAUGAGCCUGAGAACUGGGUGGACAAAGAUCUACAGGGCGAGGAGGAGCUGACUCUCAACAUGAUCCUUGAGAACAAGCUCUUCCUCUGCGAGCCUCGCAGGGGACACUUGGAGGUGGGAGAGGAAGUAGAUCUCAUCCUCUCCUACAAGCACCUCAUGGCCACUAAGGAGUUCCGCCUCCCAGUCGUGCUCAACAUCUGCGAGCUGCCUGCAGCAGGAGGCGUUCUCAACACAGGAAAGCAGAUCGUUCUCUCCCUCAUUGGUCAGACUCUGGCCAUCGCCGAAGCUUACCUGCACCUCCCUGCUCCCGAUGCUCAGCACUACAAGCACCUCGAGUGGGGCUUCGAGAAGACCCCCAUAGGGCUGAUUUCUCCUCCCAUCCAGUACUACAAGCUCGAGAACCUUGGACAGGUACCGCUGGACUAUCACGUGGACAUGAGCGAGGUGGAGAAACUGAACGCGGAGAACUUUGGCUUCGACGUGGUCACUUGUCUCGACAACACCGACUGGCACCUCGAACCCGGCGAGAGCGUCACCAUGCGUUGGGUCUUCAACCCCCUUGAGGCGAAGAUGUACACGUGGCAGCUUCCUAUCUCAGUUUACAGCGGGGAGAGUGGGGGGGAAACGCACGUCGUCAAGUUUUACGCUGAGGGAUGCCAGCCCAGCGUGCACAGCAACCCUGAGACAACCAUCAUGCCGACGCCCAACCAGCUGGUCUUGAUGACGGCGGAGAGAUUCUGCAUGGGCAACAUCCCGCUCGGCGCGACGAUCCACCGGAUGAUCAUCCUGACCAACUUCAGUCACGAGCAGGUCAUGAUAUUCAACUUCGACCUGGACGGGGAGCUUGCGAAGCAGAUGGUAGUCCUGCAUCCCCAGAGCGGCGAGAUUGACCCGCUCUCGCACGUUGUUGUCAAGAUGACCGUGCGCUGUAUGACCUCCAGCAUCCUUGACUUCGAUGUGCCUUGCAUGGUGGCACCGAAGCAAGAGCCUGAGGAGGAGAACGAGGACCUAGCAGACGACAACGAAGACGCUGCACCGCCUCCUACUAGCGGGACUGGCCGGCCAUCGACAGGCAUCGCGCAGUCAGUAUCAGGAGGGUCAGUCGCUGGGACAGCGAAGAGCGCGAGGAGGAGGAAGAGAACGUCAGUGAUAGAGCUUCCUCCUCCCAUGCGCAGCUCCGUGAGGCAGAGACACGGGGGCACGCGGGGCUUCGUGAGCUUCCAGGAGAGGAAUGACGGGAAAGACAGCGGCAACCGAACGCAGUCCUUCAUGGACGACGCGGCGAGCGUGAAGAGCGGGUCGAGCAGAAUCAGCGCGGCUACCGCCCAAACCUCCGUGUCCAUGGCGAGCGCUCUCUCCUCAGUGAGCAGGCAGACGGGGAUCGGGUCGCACAUGGAUCAGGAGGACGACGACGAGAGCUCCGAGCAGUAUCUCUUCCUCUCCCUUCAAGCUCACGUCCGACCCCCAGAGCAACAUCGUUCCCUGCAUGAAAACAACCACUUCUUCUGGUUCCCCAAGUCUAGUUUCUCCUCCCCGGACGGUAUCUCCCCCAACCUGCGUCUCCCCACCACCGCCUCUAGUGCGACCAGCGACCGCCGCAGCCCCUCGCUUGCUAGCGGCAACGAUCAGAGUCCUGCUAGCACAGCCACGGGCACCCGAGGAAACAGCGCUGCUGGCUCGCGCCCCUCCACCAGGGACGCCAGCCAGCAAGCGCAGCUGCGCGCCAAGGUCACGGAGGGGAUUCUGGAGCAGUUGCUCAACGACAUCAUCAACGACGACCAGAUCCUCAACUCCUUCACCCAGCUGGAGGAGGCGCCGGUCCCGUGCUUUGUGCAGGUUGCCAAGAGGCCUCCUGCGAUCUUCCAGUGCGAGGAAGCGUCGAGAGGGGAGGCAGAGGCGGUCGCGGAUGCCGCUGAGAAGGCUCACGAGGGAAGGAAGCGACGGGUUUACGCGGGCAUCGACGUCCCCGGGCAUAGCGCAGAGGUACCGUUGGAGUUGACGGAGGAAGAAGAGGAGGAGCUACAGAGGGACACAAGGAGGAGGACGGCCAUGAGCAUGCCGGAGUUUGAGAACCUGGCAGCCUUUGUGCUGAACGCGUGUAUCUUUAACUUUUUGGAGGAGCUGACCUAUGGAGAGGAACAAUUAUGA